ACUCAUGCACGGUCCGCCAUGAACGGACUCUGUCCCCUCCUUGCGUCUUUUCUGCAUUUCUUUAUGCGAUGAUGGGCUAUCCAGAGAAGACCUGAGCUAGAAGCGCCGUUCUGUCGCCGUAAUGGAGCGCGUGGAGCGAAAAUCAUCUGGCCCAUUUGGAGAAGAGAAUACUAGCAACCAUUCAUAUAGCCGGCGGUGGCUCCGCAUUCUGCCAGAUCCCACCGCCCGGUCAUGGAGACACGCAAGCAUCAACGCAUUGAGCACAUUCCUGCUUCAUGUCGCGUAUCAUACAGCUUGACUGUUGUCCCACUCUCCUUGACCCGCCAUUUGAAACCGCCUGAAGAGCUGCUUGACUCUGGAGUCUGCACUCAGUCAUCAUGGAACAACAACCCCUCCAACCGCAACAGGGAGACUUGAACUGGCGCCUCAGCGCCCACCCGAUCACCCUCUUGUUCUUCCUUGGCUUCCGCAUCAGUGCUUUGUUGAUGUACCUCUUCGGGGUCCUCUUCAUCAAGAAUUUUGUCCUGGUUUUUAUCCUCACGCUCCUGCUCCUCUCCGCGGACUUCUACUACCUCAAAAACAUUGCUGGGCGCCGACUAGUCGGACUGCGUUGGUGGAACGAAGUCAACACUUCGAGCGGCGAUUCGCACUGGGUCUUUGAGUCCUCGGAUCCUACCACCCGUACGAUCGCCGCUACGGACAAGCGCUUCUUCUGGCUCAGUCUGUAUGUGACUCCCGCGCUGUGGGUUGGCUUGGCUAUCCUGGCUAUUGUUCGUUUGAGCAGCCCGAUCUGGCUGAGUCUGGUUGCUAUUGCUCUGGUCUUGACUAUCACGAACACGCUGGCUUUCUCCCGGUGCGAUAAGUUCAGUCAGGCAUCUACCUUUGCCAACAGUGCGCUCUCCGGGGGCAUUGUGAGCAACCUUGCGGGAGGACUGCUGGGCAGACUCUUCAAGUAAAAUCGGCGCGUUUCGUACUGUGUAUGAUCUCCGUCUGUCUAUUAGCAUCUUUAUAUUCCUGGCCUCUAUGUGUGCGCAAUUAAAACGCGCGGAUCAGGGUGUAAGCAAUCUUGAUGGUCAGUUG
This is a messenger RNA of Aspergillus saccharolyticus JOP 1030-1, 1080 nucleotides long. Its product is annotated as DUF846 domain-containing protein. Gene Ontology annotation, cellular component: Golgi membrane. The record is from RefSeq and is a predicted model, not a curated record. NCBI's taxonomy places the organism in Eukaryota, Fungi, Ascomycota, Eurotiomycetes, Eurotiales, Aspergillaceae. Gene Ontology annotation, biological process: protein secretion; vesicle-mediated transport. Bases 378 to 956 code for a protein of 192 amino acids. The transcript is spliced from 3 exons.